Paramacrobiotus metropolitanus is the source of this 5200-nucleotide messenger RNA. Its product is annotated as kelch-like protein 1. The record is from RefSeq and is a predicted model, not a curated record. The transcript has 14 exons. Gene Ontology annotation, molecular function: protein binding. NCBI's taxonomy places the organism in Eukaryota, Metazoa, Tardigrada, Eutardigrada, Parachela, Macrobiotidae. Bases 416 to 4966 code for a protein of 1516 amino acids.
UCCUUAACAAUGGUACUGUUAUUAGAUACAUACCACACUAAGUCUAACGGUUUUACAACUUUUACUUUUAACAACUGAAAAUCUACCUCUCGCUGAUGAGCAAUUAUAAACAUGAAGUAUUCCAAAAGUAUUAUUUACUCGGUUGGCUUUCCCGUUUUUUACCUCUUUCUCUGAUCUGACCAUGCGUUGAAGCAUGGCACUGCCUAGCCGUAACAAUUACGAUGGAUAUUCCUUUCUUGUCGUUCUCUAUCGUUUAUCGUGCCGCUUUAUCCCCAAAUAGCAAUAUGCAAACUGCCACCUGAACUGCGUAUUUCAGAUUGGUGGAUUUUUAUCUGUUGUCAAAUCAGCCGUCUGCAGUUAGUAUUGUCUGAGGGUUGCGAAUACGUCUCUUCGUUAACGUAUCGUUUUCCGGAAGAUGUCGGCCGUUACCCGGGGAUCGGUCCGUUCCAGUGCCGCCUCGAGUGGCAACUCCACGGGCGCCAGCGGCAGAUCUUCCGCCACAGCCACUGGAAGAUCAUCUGCCGCAAAUAGUGGCAAACCUUCCGCUGCAACCAGUGGAAAAUCUUCCGCUGCAACCAGUGGGCAAACUAGCGGUCAAGGAUCUUUAAAUUCCGGCAGCGCAAGGCGAUCUACGAGCACCGGUCGCACAGCCGUUAACGGGUCUAUCAUCAGCCAGCAGAGCACGAUGUCUCCUGCAUCGGAAAUUAAACGCUCAUCGGUGGCCUCCAUACCAUCGCCGUUGCAGGAUGCCGAUCACAAAACUUCAGGGAAGUCAUCUGGGCGGAGUUCCUCUAUCAGCCGACGGCCGUCAGGACCGGAGUCGCUCUACACGCCAACACCGGAGUCGGAAGAGUUACGCGCCACUUUGCUGAUGGAUCAAGUUCGCAGCUCACUGGAUCGAGCGGCGCGAACCAGCGGCAACACAGGUGGCUCAGCCCGGUCAUCGCGUUCGGGACGCAAGAGUUCCAGCGGAAUAGCGCCCGGUGGAUCUUUCAUAACAGCCGUUCAAGACGAAAGAUCAAGUCUGAGAACAUUUCAAGGACCUGGAUCUGUUAGCGGAAGAACGUCUACCGGCAUGACGUCAGACACAUCAACAAACGUUUCUAGUUUUUCUGGCUCUGGAAGUCUUCCUGGUUUCACAUCUCAGUAUGACCCUUCGGGGGCGACAGUCAUUAGUGGAUCGGGCGGUACAUCGUUCUCAUCCGGAGACCCUUCCGGAGUAACCGCACAGUCAGUAUACUCAGCAUCGCAGAGAGGCUCCACUUUAGGCGGCACGGGAGCCACCUCGUACGGUACCUCCGGCUACAGCCAACCCAUAUCGAUACUUCGCAAUUCAGGGCAAUCUUCGGGGUACCAAUCAAAUCACACCCGGGGAUCUCAAGGUGUCUCUUUUCAAUUACCGGAAAACAGUUUUGCUACCCAGCAAAGUUCGUUUUCGAGAGGCGGAAGUGCUUCCGGUCCAUCAGGGCCAAGCGCAUAUUCGGGAUCCAUCCCUUCUACCGGCUACAGCGGUUCAUUUGCUACUGGAACUGGAGGUAGUGUUUCGGGACCAAGCGUACAGGUACCUGGAUCGAUUCCAUCUGGCAGCGGAGGAUCCUUCUCCACCGGACCAAGUGGUGGCAGUAUUUCAGGUUAUCCAAACAGUGGCAUUCAAAUGUCGGGAUCAAUGCCACCAAGUGGUUCGGACCAAUCGUACAUGACUGGGACCGGUGGUAGGAUGUCAGGACGUUCUGGCAGCAUGCCGAUAUCAGGACCCUACCCACCAAGCGGCACUGGUGGAUCGUUCGCCACUGAAACUGGCGGAAUAUCUGGACGUUCGGGUAGUACACAAAUGACAGGGAUGAUGCCGUUUAGUGGAACUGACGGCUCAUAUGUUACUGGAACUGGAGCAAGCUCGGGUCGCUCGGGCAGCAUGGCGAUAUCAGGGGCUUUUCCACCUAGCGGCACUGGAGGAUCGUUCAGUACGGGAACGGGUGGUAGCAUGUCAGGGCGCUCUGGUAGCAUGCCGAUAUCGGGACCCUAUCCACCCAGCGGCACUGGAGGAUCAUUCGGCACUGGAACGGGUGGAAACUUGUCAGGACGCUCAGGUAGCACACAAAUGCCAGGCAUGCUGCCACUAAGUGGAAUGGACGGCUCAUAUGUUACUGGAUCUGGAGCUAGUCUAUCAGGACAAUCGGGCAGCAUGUCAAUGCCAGGGUCACUUCCUGUAACCGGAGCCACAGGCUCCUACGGUACCGGAACCGGUGGAAGCAUCUCAGGUCCAACAAUGAUUAGCACAUAUUACUCCGGAUCCGGAUCGAUCCCAUCUGGUGGCACAGUGGGUUCGUUUGCGGUACCGAGUGGUGGAAGCAUAUCAGCAGUUCCCGCCCGCUAUACUACGCAAUCGUAUCGUAGCAGCCAACAGACCUCGUUCUCCCGUGGCUCUACUUCUCCAACUGGCCUCACUGGAUCAUUCUCGGUGCCUCUGGGAAGCAUGCCACCAGGCAGCAUGACAACGUCGGGGCCAACUUUUCCAGGUGGUUCAUUUGCAGCUAGCAACAUGGGAGGAAGUAUGUCCGGGCCAUCUGGAGGCACCUUUCAAAUGCCUUCAUUUGGAGAGCGUGGUAGUGUACAACAAGAUUUUCGAGCAUCGCUUGGCACAGGACCCAGAGGCUCCAUGCAGUCGGAAGGAAUGCGAAGUUCGGCAGCAGGAUCCGGCAUGUUGCUAGUCCCCGGAAGCUUUUCUCAGCCUGGCGGAAGUAUCUCAGGUGGCACAGGCGGAACGGGGAGAACUAGUAUGGCUCCAAGCAUCGUCUCCCGGCAGUCAACUGUUGCAAGAAAAUCGACUACGUCGCGACCAACUACGCUGCGAUUCUCGGAGUCGACUACUUCCCAGCCCGGCAGUCAGCGCCGCUCAACAACCUCGAAAUCGUCUACAAGGCGCAGCACUUCCAGUAGCCGCCGCAGCAGUAGUCGUGGUCAGGACGAGAAAACUGAAGCGAUCAUCGAGGAAGUUUCCGAAGCUACAGAGACAGAACCAGAUAGACCAUCUUCAGCUGUGGAGGAACAAGUACGCAGCACGCUGACAGGGUUGCAGCUCGCCGAAGACUCUCUCAUAGACGACCCAUGGGUACAAGGCAUUCCCUCCGUAUCGGUGGCUCGUCCCAGUUUACGAGGAAGCCGUGCCUCUUUAGGGACACCAUCAACGGCCCAACCGGAAACAGGUCGACCAUCUGGAAGUGGUGGCUCCCUUUCUGUGGCCCCGGAAGUUGUGAGGCAGUCUACUGUUGCCGAAGCUCGUCUUUCUAGCAUCCCUGAAAACUUGACCACUUCUGAGAGGCGUUCAACUGCUCCAUCGCUAACAGCGACCUCUAUCUCUGCUCCUUCGGGAACAACCAAUGCUCAGCGGCUAUCCAGUGUAUCGGCAGGUACGGCUCGUCCGUCCAGCCUCGGCGAAGCCCGUCCAACAAUGACAUCACAUUUAACGGCGCCCAGCGAACGGCGCUCUACCGCUCCUUCGGCUAAUACAAAUAUUCGGACCAGCAGUAUUUCGGAAGCGCAGCGCAGCACAUUGGAAUCCAAUGCAACUUGUCCGAUGCCUGAAACCCCACCGGCAGACGAACGCGGCUCGGCCACCGGCCGGCCUAUCAACAUGACCCAUCGGGCGUUUUGUCGUCCAGGCCUGUCGCCUUGUGCUGUGGUACCACGAAAGAAAUCAUCGGUGAAAAAGUCUUCGGUUCACGGUGAAAUGCGUGGUUCGCUUCCCCGGGACUCACUGGCACUUAAACGCACCACAACUCUAAAGCACACAACAAUCACAUCUGGCGCCGAAAUUAUUGAUACAGUUGAGGAAGAGGACGAAGAGGUAACCGAGGAAGUCGCACCGGAAUAUUUUCCCGAAAAGAUUUAUCGCGGUGUGAUGAUAUUCGCGUUUGGUGGGUACGAUGGAAUCAGUUUCAACCAGGAAACCUGUCGACAAGUGUUACGGUAUGACCUGGCGUCGGAAACGUGGGAUGUUGUAGGAGAAAUGCCGUGCGUACGGAUAUACCCCGCUGUUGUCACUUAUGGAGACCAUAUUUACAUCAUCGGAGGUGCCAAUGCUGAUUGUUCCAGUAGUAUGAUGUCGCCCGACCGCGGUCCAUCCAACCAAAUGUUCCGAUACACGCCGUCAUCUAAUUCCUGGUUGGAGUGCCCGCCCAUGAAUUAUAAACGCAUGCAUUUAGCUGCCGCCGCCGCGUUUGGGAUGAUCUUGGUUUUCGGUGGGCAAGACGAAUGGGAAAACACACUGAACAGCGUGGAGAUCUUUGACAUUGAUGCAAAUACAUGGAAAACAGGGGCCUCAAUGAGAAUCCCGGUUUACGGUGCAUCCGCAGCGCUUGUAGGAUCGACCAUUCAUCUUUCAGGCGGAAUAACGUGCCCUGAUAUUGUGAAUGGAAAAUACAAUAUCGUGACGCGCGUUCACGCUUAUGAUCCUUAUGCAAACGAAUGGACUGUGCAACAUGCAAUGCCGGUGCGGCGAGCGUUCCACGGCGGUAUCGGCGUCGACGGGCAGCCCCAUGUGGUGGCUGGCGCCGCACCGGGUGUGAAUUACAUCUUAACACGCAGUGAUCCGCCGCAUUUCCUGGCUCAUAAAGAUAUAUUUGCCUACUGCGGCAGUAUUGAUAAGUGGAAGCGGAUGGCUUAUCUCAAGGCUCCGAGAUUUAGUUACGGGAUAGCAGCUGUUGGCUCUACAAUAAUUGUGGCCGGAGGUUACGGUGAAAAAAUUGAUGAAAUGUUAGAUUCAACGGAGCACUACGAUAUUUAUACACAAAUGGUUCGUCCGGGCGGAAAAAUGCUGCUGCAACGAGUUGCUUUUCAAAUGGUGGCGUUCCAUUUCUAUGAGAUAGUGCCCAGUCAGACCUGCCCGGUGGUGUGCCCUACUGUGUGCUUUGAUCCUGAAUUGGGAACGUGUUUGCAGCGCACUGCGGAUGGAUAUGUUCCGUUAUAAAUUUUUAAUGUCAAUCCUUUUAUCUGUUAUGUCCAGCUCGCUUGAUGUCAGAUGUUUUAAAGUUUUAUUGUGUACAGCAUUGUAAUUAAAUGAAACGCCCUCCUAGCUCAGGACGUGUAAUUUGCAUUCGUUUGUCAUUAAUUGCGCAACCUAUGAUCUAUUUAUUAUCACUGUAAUUUAAGUCAGACCUCAUUCGCCGAAGAAGACAAAAGUAAUAAGAGCGCAGUCAGUCAA